AUGUCGAGUGUCAUUCAACCUGGUACAAGCUCAGCAUUCUCUGAAGAGGAAUCAGUGGCGGGGCGGGACGAGCUGAGGAAGAGUAGUGAUGUGUCCAUGUAUAAGAUCAGCUCUCUCUACGAUAUAACCUCGCCUCUCCUACGGCAUUACGAUUAUACGAUAUCAGAUGCGGAAUACAAACCCUUAUGCAAGUUGGCCCUGGUUACUGAUUGCAGAAAGGAAGAUACAACAGACGCCUUUAAAGCCCAUGCUGCAAGGUUGAUGUUUGGUUAUCUCACCAAGCCUGAUAAUCAACAGCCCAAAGCUAUGUUAUGGAGUAGUAUGGUAGAUGAUUGGGCUAGAACUUCACCAGAAGAACGAACGAAUGCAUUAGAAUCACAAGGAAUGUAUUUUCCAGAAGAUGAAGAAGCACUUCUUGUGUUGAAAACACUUACCACAAGGACCCCGGCCGUCACAGAGCCAGUUUUGACGGACUUAGGUGUCAAAGCACAUAUACUUUUAAGCAUUCGACGGACAUUUCAGGAUAUCUAUUCUGGAACAGAUCCACAUAUCUCGAUCCCUCACAUUUAUGGUAUGAAUACCAGUGAGACCUUGAACUCACCAGAUCCUGACGACGCACUCUUGUGGCAAUGCAGUGAGCACUGGAAACUGCUCUCUGAGAACCACCGGAACCCACAGCCGGAGGACUCCCUCUUCAGCAACAGUAACCUUUGGUUAUCCCGAUAUCUAAUCGAUAGUGCUAACCAAGCCUUGGAAUCGAACGCUCCUACAUGGAUCCCAUCCGCGACUCCAUUCAGUCUUGAUGACGAAGAAGACGAGUCGCACAAUAGCUCUGCUAAUUCCAUUGGUUCUCAAACACCACUGAUUGAUACAGAGAAUAUCGAUGUUGCUCCUGGAUUCAAAUCUCUAUCUGGCUUUAUGAGUUGCUGUUGUGGUAAACGUAACAAAGCACGAGCUGGAUCAGGUGAUUUACUAUCUGAGGAUCAGGCUUCUGUCUCAGAAGACCCAAGUGCGUGA
Molecule: messenger RNA, 1017 nt
Organism: Kwoniella shivajii
Lineage: Eukaryota; Fungi; Basidiomycota; Tremellomycetes; Tremellales; Cryptococcaceae
Exons: 2
Coding region: 1-1017 (338 amino acids)
Source: RefSeq, a predicted model, not a curated record